This is a messenger RNA of Hemibagrus wyckioides, 5856 nucleotides long. It is a transcript of the gene gjd2b, whose product is annotated as gap junction protein delta 2b. NCBI's taxonomy places the organism in Eukaryota, Metazoa, Chordata, Actinopteri, Siluriformes, Bagridae. Gene Ontology annotation, cellular component: connexin complex. The record is from RefSeq and is a predicted model, not a curated record. Gene Ontology annotation, biological process: cell communication. Bases 747 to 1661 code for a protein of 304 amino acids. The transcript is spliced from 2 exons.
UUAGAGUCUCAGAGCUCCUCGCGUUGAGCCGCUCGCGGUAGCUUCUUAAAAAGCGUUAGAAAUGGUCGCAGUGCAAACAAAAAAUAACAGCUUAGAGAAGUACAAUCCAAGAGGACGGGGAAUUCCUCAAGGAAGGCGCUCGUGGCUGUGAUAGCAACAAGUAUGACUUAGAGGAAAAAAAUAGGACACAUCCUGUGUUUAAGCCAAUAACAGUUCACUGGCCACCCCCUCUGCAUCCUUGACUCUAUUUAGUUUCAGCACCACUGUGCAAAACUCUGUUCUUCUACUCGGUGCUUCUGCAAAGCUCAACGCGAGUCACCAUUCCUGCGGUCCAUCAUCUACACAAUUAUUGCUAAUAAGAAUUGUCUUGUAUUUGGACAGCUUUUCGCAGACCUGUGCGCCCCGUGACGCAGGAAGAACUACUUAAGGGAGAUUAGCACAGGCGAGGCAUUAAAUCCAACCUCCCACCAGUCACACACCGCGCGACCUAUCAACUUGAUCUGAGGAUCGAAAAUAGGAGGGCUCAUAUAUUAAUCAGCACUUCGGACUGGAAGACAAGUAAAAGUAGGAUCGCCCGGUGAUCCCCUGGCAUAGCAACUGGCCACGGCGCAGGAACAAGGACCGUGAUCAAUGUUUUCGGCAGAUAAAAUCGGGCCCAUUGGACAAUAAAAAGGAAAUAGGCAAGUGGGGUUUUCCCGCGGAUUGAGUGCGAAGUGUUGUGCGCUCUCGUCUCCGAAUGAACAGAAAUGGGGGAAUGGACCAUACUCGAGAGGCUCCUAGAGGCUGCUGUCCAGCAGCACUCUACUAUGAUAGGAAGGAUCCUAUUAACAGUGGUGGUGAUCUUCCGGAUUCUAAUCGUAGCCAUAGUUGGAGAGACAGUUUACGACGACGAGCAAACAAUGUUCGUGUGUAACGCGUUACAGCCGGGCUGUAACCAAGCGUGCUACGACAAGGCCUUCCCAAUCUCACACAUAAGAUACUGGGUGUUUCAAAUCAUCAUGGUCUGCACCCCGAGUCUUUGCUUCAUCACCUACUCGGUUCAUCAGUCUGCAAAACAGAAGGACCGCCGCUACUCCACCGUCUAUCUCACCGUGGAUAAGGACCAGGACUCACUGAAGCGGGAGGACAGCAAAAAGAUAAAGAACACCAUCGGGAACGGAGUUCUGCAGAACGCUGAGAACUCCAAUAAAGAGGCCGAACCCGACUGCUUGGAGGUUAAAGAAAUGCCCAACGCAAGUUUGCGGCCUGGCAAGUCCAAAAUGAGGCGCCAGGAGGGCAUCUCCAGGUUUUACAUCAUCCAGGUGGUUUUCAGAAACGCCCUGGAAAUCGGCUUCCUAGUGGGCCAGUACUUCUUGUACGGAUUCAAUGUGCCCGCCGUGUACGAGUGUGACCGGUACCCGUGCAUUAAGGAGGUCGAGUGCUACGUGUCAAGGCCCACAGAGAAAACGGUCUUCCUGGUGUUCAUGUUUGCUGUCAGCGGCUUCUGCGUGAUACUUAAUCUGGCCGAGCUCAAUCAUCUGGGCUGGAGGAAAAUCAAAACGGCCGUAAGAGGAGUUCAGGCCCGAAGAAAGUCCAUCUACGAGAUCAGAAACAAGGACCUGCCCCGCCUGAGCGUGCCGAAUUUCGGCCGCACUCAAUCCAGUGACUCUGCAUACGUGUAGUUCAGUAUAUCCAAGUAUCCAGCACACAUGGACGAGAUGGACGACUCUGCUCGCCGCUAUAACGUGUCAUCAGUUAAAGGAGUGGGUAAUUUCUUUCUGUUUUCUAGUCCUUUAAGGACGGCGUGGAGGAUGGCUGACACGUUUGCGCUGAUGCGACUUUUCUCCGUGCCGUUUGGAGCACAAGGACAGAGUACACCGCGCAUUUACUCUCAUGUGGGCCGCUUAGUUGUAGGUACUUGAAGAGAGUAAAUGCGUUUUGCACUAAAUAACGAUAAAACCCGGGCCACGCACGUCUCUCAUUGUGCCGUUAACGGUGUUUUUAAGCGAUUUUCCAUCGGCUUUUUCUCUCACUUACAUUUUAGCUAUAGGUACAACGCACAGCAGUUGACUGAAUCCACAUUCAGCCUAUAAAAUGAGAUCGAAUAAUCUGUGGGACGACUUAGGAAAAAGUUCAUAGAAUAUAUAAAACACAUUUUCUGUUUUGUUGCCUGUGUUGCACCGCUGACCUUAAUGUAUGUAACCAUUCCAGAGCUUUAGUGGAUUUGCUGCAAACGCUUACCUUAAUUUUAAACCCACCAAAACGACCACGGCUUUUAUUUGUCAAGUGUUAUUUAUUUUUUCGUGUAAUUAAGUGCCAUACUUGUACAUAAGAUGCAUAUGUAUACAUACAUAUAUAUAUAUAUAAAAAAAUCUCUAAUAAUAAUAAUUAUUAUUAUUGACAUUAUGAAAGCGGAUUCCUUGCUCGAAUUGCUAAACACCGCCCAGGUUUGCUUGAACUCUAUUUGUUGUGAAUUAAUGAAAAAAAAAAAAAUAUAUAUAAAUAUAUAGAUAUUCGGCAUUUUUCUCUUUUAACUGGAAACCGAAAAAUGACCGAGAAAUAAACAAAGUGCUGGUCUUUUUUGUACACAGUAAUCUCUUUAUUCGCCAUAAUAAGUGAUCAAAAUGAUAGCACACAUAUUUUAUAAGAAAUUAUAUAUUAUAUAACGGAAAAUCAAAAUAUGGACAAUGAGAACUUCCUCUGGUGCUACAUUUUUUCCACCUAUCAGCUGUCUGUGUAACCCAGGAAAAUAAGGAGAAAAAAUAUUUUCAUCAGAGCAAACAAGUGAAAUAAAUUUACACCACAGCCGUCUGGAGCCCUGAGGCUUUCUCUGCAUCUCUCUGUGACCUGGCAUGCGUCUAUCUCAGGCACUAAGAACGAAAUGUGCUGCAUUAAGUGUCAGUAUGAGGUAUGAAAACUGAUUUGACUGAAAUCUCAUCCUUGUCAGUAAUGUUAGGGAUUUCAUAUAUUUAAAUAAUGUUUGUUUCCAUCUAUUCUGAAUGCGCUUCGUAACUGUGACCUGGGAAAUAUUUUGAUUGAGUCUAUCCAAAAUUUCACACAGUAUUUUCCAGUUAUCAGGACUUUUUAUACCCUUUGAAUUCUAAGGUCAAGUAAAGAGCUGCAUGUUUAAGAAAGCAUAUUAGAGAGCAUUAGGAUGUUGUCGAGGAAUUGCGGGGUCUCCGCUGCUAUUGCUUGGGAGUUGGUCUUUUCCCCCUUUUUCUGUUCCUGUCUUUAUUUGUUGCGGACGAAAUAGUGCAAUGUAGCGUCUACAGAUAUUCGCUCUUCCUGAAGGUCAGGAGAAAAUAGAAAUGUUAAGAAAAAAGUUUGACCGCAGUGUGGGAUCUGAGCAUCAAGGAUGAUCUAGGGACUCGCUCACUGCAGCAUCUGCCAUAAUGACCCUGCAAUGCAAGACUGAAGAUGGAGGAGCUGGUAACUCUCACAUCAAUCUUCAACUCCGAAGAGAUGUUUCAGGUUUCCGAAGCUCAGUAACUAACUCCUAAACUCAUAAACAAUGCUACAGGGAAGAAAAGUGUAACGUGCCUGGUCGGCCGGACAGUGCAAUGCAACACUCAGCCUUUUUCUCUCCUCCCCUUUCUGUCCUAUGACCAACAUUCCAAGACUGCAUUUAUCUUGAAUCAGUGAGAUACACACAGACUUUACUGAUAAACUGUCAUGGGAGUCCACACACCUCUAAACCGAGAUGUCACUGAACUGAGCACAUUGUGAUUGUGUAUGCAAUCCAAACGAAAAAAAAAAAGCUUUAAUAAAAAACCUUCCCUGCUGAAUGUGAAAAUAUCUAAAUAUCUCAGCAUUUCUACCCCCCCCCCUCUCGCUCUCUAGCUCCCUCCCUCUGCUUUUUUCCUCUCUCUCCCUUCCCUCCCUUUGUGUGUCUGCAUGUGGUAAGAUUGCGGCAAUAUUCUUUCUGCCUACAUCUAUAUAGCAUUACGCUACCCUGUUUAUCUGCAUCCAUACUGAGACACCGAAUUGUGUUCAUGGCAUUCAGAAAACAUAUAAUACAUAUAAUAUAUAAACCUCUUAAAAGAUGAUCUUUUCCAAAAAGCAGUUUUACUUAGAUUUUCUAGGUGCAGAAAACAGAGUGGAAAUAUGUAAAUUAAAGGAACCCCAUUUAGAAUAGGAAUUGAUGAGCAAACAGGAGCAUGUGGUACCCAUGCUAGAAAUGUGGUACCCAUCAAUAGAAUCAAUCUAUUGAUUUAUCACAGCUUCGAUUCUUCAGUCUUUUUAUACCUAUGGAAAACCACACCCUUAUAUAAAUGUGUGGACUUAACAAUCUUCUUAUUUACUCAUUUACUAUAAAUUAUUCUUAAAACAUAAUGGCAGUAGUUUAUUGCAUAGUUAUAGUCGAUGUUUCCAAAAAGAAUACAAAUAAUAUAAUAGCUCACAUAUAAGUGCCUUUUUAUAUGCCCAUAUUAAGGCUUUCUUCCUGCUAAAGGAUCAUUUGUAGUCAAUGUUUAAUAUUGUCCAUCAAUGCCACAUAUUUGAAACGAUCAUGAAUCUAGUCUUAAUCAACACAUUAAUCUAAAUCAACACAGCUAAAUUGUAGUUCUUUUCAUUAUUAUAAUACAUGCUGAAAUGAGAUGUUGAGGCUUAAGGCUGGCAGAGUGUUGAAAAAAUUACCUUUUUUUUUUUAAAGCCCUGAAAUGCAGCUGGAGCAACAUUGAAGGUCAUUCCUCAUCUGAAAACACUGUGCAUUAUGAUACAGUUAUAUAAGAUUUCUUUAAUAUAAUCAUAAACAUAAAAAUAUAUAAUAUAUCCAGCUACAUCAAUGACUUUGAAAUUCUAUUUACAUUGUAAUAGAACUGAAAUGGAUUUUCUAGUCUAUGGUGAAGUCACAAUCAUGCACACUGAUAUUCAACCCUUUUCAUUUUUGUUUAGAGAACUGCAGAAAAGGAUGUCAUGUAGUAGCAGAUUUCCAAGCAAUACACAUUUGCUCUUUUGUCAAAUAUUACUGCAAUAUAAGUGGAGACAUUAAGAGUACAGAUACAUAUUUACGUUUCGGUAUUUAUGAAUUAGUAUUAAUAUUAAUGUUUAUGGUUAUUAAUCACUUCACAGAUAACGUUAAAUAAACGCUAUAAGGACAACUGAUGUUCCACCUUAAAGACAGUCACAGUGACAUUUUAAGAUCUUACAAUUUUUUAAAAGCAUGAACAUGAAGCUCAUGUAUCUUUGAAAAAUCUUAAACACAAUAAGCCCCAUGAAAGCAUACAGCUAAAACUGUAAAUCUGUCCUUGAAUAAACUUUUCAUUUCAAAAGAAGGCACAUGCACAGAAGCAGGCGAAGCUUAAAUCUACGUCUUCGGAGGACUGCAGUGAAAGGAACCAUACGGCCAGGAGAAAAUGCUGAAUGCUCUUUUUGAUUCACAGAUGAAGUCAGAUGUUAUAAAAAUGAGUCUGCUUACAGUUUAGUCACACCAUGAAAGCAUUAUGAAAAAUUACAUAUGGCACACAUGACAAAAUUCAGCAUCUGCUAAGCACAGUACUGCAGUAUGUUUAUCAUCGGUAAAAAAAAAAAUAAAGCUCAGGAUUCUACAGAUUUUGUGACCUCAUUUCUUCAUCAUUUUUGUCCAGAUGUCCUCUAAAAAGGAAGUUACAUGCAUCAACAGGAAAAGUGUUUCAUAUGAAAUUAAGGCAAUGUCAUUUCAGUUCACCUAAACUGCCUACCUAACCUGCACCAUAGUAAUAAAAAAACAAAAAAACUCAUUCUCUCUCUCUGUCUCUCUGUCUCUCUCUCUCUCUCUGUCUCUGUCUCUCUCUCUCUCUCUCUCUCUCUGCCCCCUCUUUGAUUAUUCUUCAUUACUGCAGCCACACAAAAGCCUCUUCUAGUGAGGAGCUAGAAAAAAUAAAAUUCCAUCAUGAUUUU